AACCCCAAAAACCCAGACUUUAAUCAUCAUCUGUUUGAUUCCGUUGCUCUUUUAAUCAGGAGGGCUUGUGAGCAAGACCCAUCUAUUAUUUCAGCUUUUGAAACAAGCUUAUUGCCCAUCCUACAGGUGAUCUUAUCGAGAGAUAUUACUGAGUUCUUCCCUUAUGCAUUCCAGCUGCUAGCUCAGCUUGUGGAAUUCAAUCGAUCUCCUUUACCAGGGAAUUAUAUGGAUAUUUUUGCAAUACUCCUUCUUCAAGAUUCAUGGAAAAAGUCUGCUAAUGUACCUUCUCUUGUCCACUUGCUCCAGGCCUUCCUUAGGAAGGCUCCACAUGAGUUAAAUCAGCAGGGGUGUUUAUCCAAUAUUCUUGGAAUAUUUAAAAAUUUAGUUUCAUCUCGGAAUACUGCUGAACAAGGAUUUUAUGUGCUCAAUACUGUGAUUGAAAAUCUUGGUUAUGAUGUUGUCUCUGCCCACAUUAGCCAUAUAUGGUUUACCCUGUUUCAGCGGCUUCAGAAUAACAAAACAACGAAGAUCGUUAAGUCUCUUAUUAUAUUUAUGUCACUUUUUCUGGUGAAGCAUGGUCCUGAGAAACUUGUUGGCUCGAUAAAUGCUGUGCAGCCCGAUGUCUUCUUCCAAAUUUUGGAGAAAGUUUGGAUACCUGACCUUAAGUCAAUCACGGGUUCAAUGGAGCUGAAGUUAGCUUCAGUAGCGUCAAUUAGGAUCUUAUGUGAGCCUCUGCCACCAUCACAUUCAGAACUUUGGGGAAAAAUGCUUGACAGCAUUGUUACACUCCUUUCACGUCCAGAGGAGGACAGAGUGGAAGAGGAGCCUGAGGAACCAGAUUUUAGUGAAACUAUUGGUUCUAAUGCUGCACGGUUCCAGUUGCGCAAUGCUGGCAGGAAAGAUGAGGAUCCUCUGCCAGACAUCAAAGAUCCAAAGCAAUUUUUGGUCGCAUCUUUAGCAAAUCUUUCUUCUCACUCACCUGGAACAUUGCCUCGGAUUAUUGCAGGAAAUCUUGAUCCUGCUAAUCAAGCUGCUUUACUUCAACUUUGCGACACCUACAACGUCACCAUAGUUUGA
This is a messenger RNA of Salvia splendens (bonfire salvia), 1077 nucleotides long. RefSeq names its product exportin-2-like. Gene Ontology annotation, molecular function: nuclear export signal receptor activity; small GTPase binding. Gene Ontology annotation, biological process: protein export from nucleus; protein import into nucleus. NCBI's taxonomy places the organism in Eukaryota, Viridiplantae, Streptophyta, Magnoliopsida, Lamiales, Lamiaceae. The record is from RefSeq and is a predicted model, not a curated record. The annotation marks the transcript as partial. Gene Ontology annotation, cellular component: nuclear envelope; cytosol. The transcript has a single exon.